Molecule: messenger RNA, 2340 nt
Organism: Syngnathus typhle (broad-nosed pipefish)
Lineage: Eukaryota; Metazoa; Chordata; Actinopteri; Syngnathiformes; Syngnathidae
Product: cysteine/serine-rich nuclear protein 1-like
Exons: 5
Coding region: 190-1851 (553 amino acids)
Biological process (GO): regulation of transcription by RNA polymerase II
Cellular component (GO): nucleus
Molecular function (GO): sequence-specific DNA binding; DNA-binding transcription factor activity, RNA polymerase II-specific
Source: RefSeq, a predicted model, not a curated record
UCCUGAGGCGUUCACGCUGGCUGCUUGUGCCUUGCCUGCUACUACAGUUGAAACACUAGCUUCACACACCGACGAGAGGCGCAGCUGGCUGCCAGAGACCGUCAACUCUGUCACAAAUCCACACUUUCACCUCCGUCGUUAUGCUGCCUCUGAAGUCGUGACUGUAAAUCAACCACCACAGCCAAAACAAUGGCAGGUGUCCUGAAGCGGAAGUUUGCAGCGGUUGAGGAAAACACCAGCUACUCUUCCUCUUCCUCCUCACCACCGUCGUGUUCACCCACAUCUUCAGAGUGGGAGUCCGACGGGGAGAGCGGAACGGCAGAUGUGACACUUCACAGCCCCUCGGCGCCCGCCGGCUUACCCAUCAGGUCCAUCAUGAAAAAAACUCAGCUGGUCAAGAGGCAGUGUCGUGUGCGCUUUGACCAAGUUGCCGUUUUCAGUUUCCCUCGCUGCCAGGGCUUCACCAGCGUGCCCAGUCACGGUGGUGCCACUUUGGGCAUGAUGCGGCGCCACAGCACCUUCCACAAGUACACAGUAGCGGAGCACUCGUCGGAGCAAAAGCGCCGGCGUAGGCAAAGGCACCUGCUCACAUUAGAAGAGGAGAGAAAUGAUGCAUCAAAACAAAAUCUGACCACCAAUGCGGCCGCCGUUGGGCAGAAGGAAGCGGGUCAACUCGCAAUCCACCAAGUUGCAGCCGAUGACGUCCACAUCAGCGAGGCCGAGCUGGACAAUGGAGGCUCCCUGGCGCUGUAUUCGUCCAGGCAGCGGCAGGCUCUCCUUCUAGCAUCAGGGGUGAAGCGCAUAGACAAAGAAGAGAAGAAGCACCUUCAUUCUCUGCGCUUGUCCAGGGAAGCGUGUGGAUGUGACUGCCAAGGCUUUUGUGAGCCCGAGACAUGUGCCUGCAGCUUGGCAGGCAUCAAGUGUCAGGUGGACCGCUUCAGCUUUCCUUGUGGCUGCACUAAGGACGGUUGCGGAAACACCGAGGGACACAUCGAGUUUGACUCCAAACGUGUGCGGACACAUUACAUCCACACCAUCAUGCGACUCAAUUUAGAGCGGCGACUGCAAGACGAAACAAGUCGGGAGGACCGGUCGAUACGUUCGGAAGAGCUUGAGAGUCAGACUCUUCCUGUGAACAAUGAAUCAUUCAAGAGGUGCCCUUUUGGUUUUUCCUUGGAAGACGAUGAUCUCGCUCUUAUCAUUCCCACCAGUCCUACGUUUAAUUUUCUCCCGGAGCGAGCAGUGAUGGAAGAGAGCAGCUGCAGUAGCGACAUGACUGAAUCGUCCAGCUCUUCUUCCGAUUGCGACGGUGGGCCACUUCCUGCCAAUGGCAAAGGCGUGCCUUGUAGCCUCUGCCUCUGUGAUUCUGACAAUAAUAAUGACUCCAUGUGUCACCAAAUGAGACUUAUCGCAGCACCACUGAACCUGGGGAGCAGCAAUUGUAACUCCAACAGGACAGCUGACAGAAUGGGACCACUUUCAGCAAACUCGGUCGCAGUGACAGAUUAUCUCGAUGAAAAUGCAAACCAAGCCAGAGACCCCGUUGACAACGAGGAUUCCCUCGAAGACUAUCCAAAUACUCCCUCCCCUACCCUGGACUAUUCAUCCAGCUACUUGGACCCGAGUCUCUCGUCUGAGUCGGACCUGGAGUUUUUUGACAGCGACUAUCCCUCUGGACCUCUUCACAGCUCAUUCAAAGAGCACAGACACACAGACAGCUUUCAACACCUCCAGCUGAUCAGCUCCGUUUAUUUGCCACAGUGUGACUCAAGCACUUACCUCCUGGAGUCUCUGAUUGGCCUGACGGAGCCCAGCCCAGAGCAGCCUUGUGAAUCAAAUGGACAUUUUUGAUUAGACACUAAGCUGUUUUUGAGAAGAAUUUAGAGUUUAGGUUUUUUUUCCCCCUCAUAUUAGCAUUUUUUCAUUUUUUUUUUUUAUUACUGCUAUUGUUUUUCAGUGGAGUCAGUACAGUUCUAUUUGUAAUGCUGAUUUUUUAUUUCAUGAACUUUUAUGCCUACUUUAAUUUGUUGUUUCCUUUCCAUUGAUACCAUUGCUACAAAAAUACAGAAUUUCUAAUAUGGGAAUUAGACAAUAUGUGUAUGAACCACUUGGAGCAUGAGCACCUAUCUCAAAAUAUCAACAGAUUUCUACAAUUAUUUUGCUAACUGGCAAAACGACCCACUUUAUAUAUGAAGCUAUUGGAAAAAACUGUUUACGUUCGUGUCAAAUAGCUUAGUCAUUGUCAGGACUGGUAAUGAGUUGUGCUUUCCAUGCCUUGCAAUAUAUUUAUGUACUGUAGUAAUAAAUGGAGCUAUUUAUUUAUUAAAUCACUCAAUCCGA